AUGCUUAACAGAACCUUUUACGCCGUCGUUCUUGUCGCGGCUUAUGCCGCGCAAGCUGCUCCGGUGCCUGGGCAAGAUUCCACGGCUUUGGGGCCCAAUGUUGAGGCUCGGUAUAUCUACACCCAGAACCACAAGGACGCGGCGGUCCAGGAGGAUGUCAACGAUAUCGAGGCUCGUUACAUCUACACUCAGAACCACAAGGAUGCGGCGGUCCAGGAGGAUGUCAACGAUAUCGAGGCUCGUUACAUCUACACUCAGAACCACAAGGAUGCGGCGGUCCAGGAGGACGUCAACGAUAUCGAGGCUCGUUACAUCUACACUCAGAACCACAAGGAUGCGGCGGUCCAGGAGGAUGUCAACGAUAUCGAGGCUCGUUACAUCUACACUCAGAACCACAAGGAUGCGGCGGUCCAGGAGGACGUCAACGAUAUCGAGGCUCGUUACAUCUACACUCAGAACCACAAGGAUGCGGCGGUCCAGGAGGACGUCAACGAUAUCGAGGCUUAG
This is a messenger RNA of Colletotrichum higginsianum IMI 349063, 507 nucleotides long. Its product is annotated as Gram-positive signal ysirk family. Lineage: Eukaryota; Fungi; Ascomycota; Sordariomycetes; Glomerellales; Glomerellaceae. The record is from RefSeq and is a predicted model, not a curated record. Bases 1 to 507 code for a protein of 168 amino acids. The transcript is spliced from 2 exons.